GCGGCGCCGCUGUGCUGGCGGCUGCCGGGGGCUGGCCAGGAACGCCCUGCAAGGCCGGGGUGCGGCCGCUCCGGCGCGCGCGUUCCCGGCAGCUAUGUUUUUUUGCAGCGAACGUAGAAAAGAGCCAGGCAUUCUUCCAGUACAGAAAGCCCAGUGAGCUCCCUCUGUUACAGGAGUCACUGCUGUCAGAGCCACAGCUGUAAAGAGAAACCCAGCUUUGCAAUGGAACGAAUGGGAUUGGAAGGGUCCACCAUUACUCCUGGAUUUUAUAUUGCCUCAGUUUAAGAGCUCUUCUGCAGUCCCACUUAGCUUCCUUCCCUUGGGAGCUACGCACUUAAAAGGAAAGUGAACAUGAGAGUUUGGAAGAACAAAUACAACCAAAGAAAAGAACUCACAUUCCUACAGGGGGGUUCUUUGGAAGAGAGCAGGUGCAGGGAAAUGUGGGAUCUUUAAAACAGUCACUGGAGCUUUUGAAAGCUGUUUGUAACCAACACGAUUCCCCCCCAAACUUUCGGCACCUUGGCAGCCAGGAGGACUUUUGCUCCUUGUGUUUCUCUUACUUUUUAAGAGCUGCAGAGCACAAAGAACCUCUCCAGGACUCCUGGAGAGCCGGAGUCACAUGCAUGGAGGCAACAUAGGCGCUUCAUCCUGCAACAGCUGCACUGAGACACCCGCUCACUCAUGAGCACCCAAGGAGGAGAGCCAGAGAUGGAUGACUGCCUGGAGACACUGAAAGAUGAGGAGGAAGCUUUGUGGGAGAAUGUUGAGUGCAACCGGCACAUGCUGAGCCGGUACAUCAAUCCGGCCAAGCUGACCCCGUACCUGCGGCAGUGCAAAGUAAUCGAUGAGCAAGACGAAGAUGAGGUGCUUAACUCGCUUAUGCUGCCCUCCAAAAUUAACCGAGCAGGGCGGCUGCUGGACAUUCUUCACACCAAGGGCCAAAGGGGCUACGUGGUUUUCUUGGAGAGCCUGGAGUUUUACUACCCUGAACUCUACAAACUGGUGACAGGCAAGGAACCCACACGGAGGUUUUCCACUAUUGUCGUGGAGGAGGGACAUGAAGGCCUUACCCAUUUCCUGAUGAAUGAGAUCAUUAAGCUUCAGCAGCAAGUAAAGACAAAAGACAUGCAGCGCUGCGACCUGUUGGCUAAGUCUCGCCAGUUGGAGGAUGAGCGAAAACAACUAAAACUGAACAAGAUAGAGCUGAUGACCUUCCAGGAGAGAUACAACAAGAUGAAGGAGGAGAGGAACAACUACAAUGAUGAGCUGGUCAAGGUGAAGGAUGAGAACUACAAUCUGGCCAUGAGAUAUGCCCAGCUGAGCGACGAGAAGAGCAUGGCUGUGAUGAGGAGCCGAGACCUGCAGCUCGAGAUUGACCAGCUGAAGCACCGCCUGAACAAGGUGGAAGAGGAAUGCAAGCUGGAGAGGAACCAGUCACUAAAACUGAAAAAUGAUAUUGAAAACCGACCCAAAAAGGAGCAGAUGCUGGAGCUGGAACGGGAAAAUGAGAUGAUGAAGACUAAAAUCCAGGAGUUACAGUCCAUUAUUCAGGCUGACAAGCGGAGUUUACCAGAUUCAGACAAAGCCAUUUUGGAUAUCCUGGAGCAUGACCGUAAGGAGGCACUGGAAGAUCGUCAUGAGUUGGUCAACAAGAUCUUUAAUCUCCAAGAGGAGAUUCGUCAUGUGGAGGACUUGAGAGACAAGUAUCUUGAAGAGAAAGAAGAUUUGGAGUUGAAGUGUUCAACGCUAGGAAAAGACUGUGAGAUGUAUAAGCACCGUAUGAACACUGUGAUGAUACAGCUAGAAGAGGUGGAGAAGGAACGAGACCAGGCAUUCCGCUCACGUGAUGAGGCUCAGACACAGUAUUCACACUGUCUGAUUGAAAAAGAUAAAUACAGGAAGCAGAUUCGGGAGCUGGAGGAGAGAAACGAUGAACUCCGAAUUGAAAUGGUUCGGAAAGAAGCCUGCAUUGUCAACCUAGAGUGCAAACUCCGACGGCUCUCUAAGGACAAUAAUUGUCAUGACCAGAGUUUGCCACGCAAUCUACCCAUCACUAUUAUCUCCCAGACCUUUGGCACUUCCAGCCCAAAAGCCAAUGGUCAGGAAGCAGAUGACUCCUCCACAUCAGAAGACUCACCAGAAGACAACAAAUUCUUCUUGCCUGAUCAAGCUCGACUCAAGAGAAGAGUGAACCUGAAGGGAAUCCAGAUAAAUCCAAGAGCUAAAUCCCCUGUCAGCAUGAACAAAACAUCAGAGUUUCAAGCAGUCAGAGCACAGGAUGAAGAUGGAGCUGAUGCCAGCAAUGGCCGCACAGACACUAGUUCCUCUAAUUCUGUUUCCAUCAGUAACUCCAUCAGCAGCUGUGAAGUCAGCAAAAUUCAAACACUGAGAAAUCGCAAUGACAGCAUCAUGUCUACCACUCCUGAGCCUCCGGGAAACGACUCCAUAGUCCGACGCUGCAAAGAGGACGCCCCUCCCUGCAGCGUGGUUGAAGAGGACAAUGACAGCUUUGGAUUUGAUGCUUUGGAGUUAGAUGAUGACAGUCAUGACAGGCACUCACAUGGAGCUCCUUCGGUGCACUCUUCUUCCUCUUCCCAUCAGUCAGAAGGCCUGGAUGCCUAUGACCUUGAGCACGUCAACUCCAUAUUUAGAAAGUUCUCUCUGGAAAGGCCUUUUCGUCCCUCUGUCACAUCUGUUGGGCGCAUCAGGAAUUCCUGCCAUACCAUCCAGCGCAUAACGCUGAAUGGAGAUACUCUCAACUCAGAAAUCACUCUUAUAGGAGGUAACAACAAAGGGAGCUUUGUUAGCUCUGUCAAAGCAGGAUCACUUGCCGAAAAAGCUGGUCUUCGAGAGGGGCACCAACUCCUACUGUUGGAGGGCUGCAUCAAAGGGGAAAAUCAGAGUGUUCCCUUGGAUACUUGCACAAAAGAAGAAGUUCACUGGACAAUUCAGAGGUGCCAUGGUCCAGUAACACUUCAGUAUAAAUCAAAUCAUGAAGGUUACAGGAAGCUGCUCUCCGAGCUGGAAGAUGGGCUUAUCGCAUCGGGGGACUCGUUUCACAUCCGCCUGAAUCUGAACAUCUCCAGCCAGCUGGACUGCUGCUCCCUAUCAGUGAAAUGUGAUGAGAUUGUUCAUAUUCUUGACACCAUGUACCAGGGGACAUGCGGAGGAUGUGACUGGCUUUGUGCCAGAGUUGAUCCUUUCACAGACAAGGACCUGGAGAGAGGGACCAUUCCCAGCUACAGCAGAGCCCAGCAACUUCUCCUGGUGAAGCUGCAGCGGCUGAUGCACAGAGGAAGCAAAGAUGAAACAGACAGCUCGCACAACACCCUGCGGGCACUCCGGAAUACACUGCAGCCAGAGGAGCCUGCCCCACAGAGUGACCCAAAAACCAGCCCUCGUCUGUCCAGAGCAAGCUUUCUUUUGGGCCAAAUAUUACAGUUUGUCAGCAGGUCUGAAAACAAAUAUAAGCGUAUGAAUAGCAAUGAGCGAGUUCGUAUCGUCACUGGCUGGCCCUCUGGUCUGGCACGGACCUCAUCUGAAGCAAAGAAACCCUUGCCUGAUAAACUGGAAGAUUUGGAUUCCAAAAGUGAAAUCAACAAGAGGCUGAUCCCUUACAGCUUGGUGAGACCCAUCCACUGUGAGCGCAGGCGCCCCGUUCUUUUCACCCCCACCAUGCUUGCCAAGACCUUGGUUCAGAAGCUUCUCAACUCCGGAGGUGCCCUGGAAUUCAACAUAUGCAAGCCAGAUAUAGUAACAAAGGAAGAGUUCUUAAGGAGGCAAAGGAUGGAGACGAUCAUCUUCAGCAGAGAGAAGAAUCUGAGCACGUACGAGUGCAUUGUACCUGCCAAUAUCGAGGCCGUCACCGCCAAGAAUAAGCAUUGUCUCCUGGAAGCCGGAAUAAGCUGCACAAAGGAUUUAAUCAAAGCCAAGAUAUAUCCCAUUGUUCUUUUUAUCAGAGUCUCGGAGAAGAACAUCAAGAGGUUCAGGAAACUAUUGCCAAAGCCGGAGGCUGAAGAUGAGUUCUUACGUAUGUGCCGUCUGAAGGAGAAAGAACUGGAAGAGCUGCCGUGUCUUUAUGCCUCUGUAGAGGCAGAUGCAUGGAGCAGUAUUGAAGACCUUAUCAGAACAAUAAAGGACAAGAUUGGAGAAGAGCAGCGUAAAACCAUCUGGAUAGAUGAAGAUCAGCUCUAAAACCAGUGUGUGAAACGGGGCUCUUUGAUGACAAAAGGACAUUCCCAGGUGGAGCAGGGGCCCACAGAAUUCUCUGACCCGGUGCCCAGUGCUUGCUCCUGUCUCACCCUUGCUGACUGGGGACUUGCUGCUGGCAGAGUGCAUGUAUGGAAUGGAACCAGAGCUGUGCUGGAUAGCCCGUGUUUCAGGUGCCAGCGAUCUAGGACGUGGAUCAGACCACCACCAUGGCUUCUGACACACCAGCAUCUCUUAAUGGACAGCAGCUGUUUAACGAGUGGGAAGGACAAAGAUCUUGAGAGGGAUCUUGGGGUAAUUUAUUAUGUAAAAAUAUGGAUCACGGUUGGCUUUAUCAAGCACUUCUGAUGAGACCAGAUAAGUGGAAUCUAGGAGAAAUAAAGCAUGAGUAUUGGGCUAAAGGAAAUGGAACUGAGGUGUGCCUCACACCCAUCUGGAGGUGAGAUUCCAAAUAUGCUCCAGUAGAGAAACUGAGGGCUGUCUGGCAGCAGCAGGAACACUACUGCUGAUGGCCAUAGCAGCUCUAUAGCCCUGUUUUUCCAUUACCAUUUUCAUCAGAAGGGAGGAAAAUAACUAUUAUUCCUGGCAUUAAUUAAAAUGACAAUUUGCCCUUCCUUUUUAAAGCCCAGAUCUAUUUAAUGGUUUUACGAGUUUUCUUUUAGUGUUGGCACUUACAAAAGAAAAUAGACUCCACAGUCCCAGUGUCACAUCAGAUCUUCCGAGAUCUGCCAAGGUUUCAUUUAGUUUUUCCUUGCCUCUGCAUUGCAUUUAAUUAUACAUCUCUCAAUGUUUAUUUUUUUUUUUUUUUACUUGUGAAAAAUAACACCGGUGCCUUCUCCAGACAAGUUUCUCUGUUUUUCCAUUUCUCCACUGAAAUCUUUAUUUCUCUACAACUUCAUUGCCGGCCAACAUGCCUGCGCUCAACAGGAGGGACUGUUCUGCAGAGAGGAAAAGGAGAGCUUCAUAAGCCAGUAAUCGCUGGGAGCCGCUCCGUCCUUGACCUCUCUGCUGUGAUUGACAGCACAGGGACCAGCGAGUGCCGCACUGUGCUGUGGCCAGGCAGGGUAACAUUUUCAGAGUGUGUAUGUGACUCAGAAGACCACAUCCCAUUUUCAAAAGCACUCAACUCCUCAGAGAGUUGAAGUUCCACUGAUAAUGAGUGGGACUGAGACUCCUACGUCUCUGAGGGCUUUUAACAUUUUUCCUCUAUACAUUAGACACUGUAUUGAGACUGCCAAAUUGAUUCAAUAAAGCCGAUCAGAUAAUUAUGACUUGCACAACUGCUGAUCUGAAACGCAAUAAGAACUGACCUACAGAAGAAGAGGUGUACAUCCCAUUAUCCUUGGGUCUUUCUUUCUCUGCUAUAUCCCUCCAUUUUACGACACAGUUAAUAACUAAUUUAUCUUUGCUUCUGUGUUCAUCCCACAUCCUCUGUCUCGAUGCUUCACAUGAGUGUGCAGCAGCUUGCAAUAACAGGACAAGCGGGAUCCAAGCAGAACAUCUGGGCUGGCUGCCCUCGCUACGCUGACUGCUGCACUGUCCUUGCGAGGAGCUCCUGGUGCUCAGGGUGUCUCUCAGGUAGACUGGGUCAGUUUGUAUUGGCUUGCAUGAUGGUGCUUUCCUGCUUUUCUCUUAUGUUUAUGCAUAUCAUUUUUUAACUAAUGGUAUCUUCAAGAAGUCAUUAAUGUCAGUUUACAUCUGACUUUCUGCUGCUCUUUCUCUCACAUUAUUCACGUCUGAAAGGCUGUUCAUAGCAUUUGUCAGAGAAUGGCUCUUUACCUUCCCAAUGCCAUCUGUUUGGAUUGUGCAAGCAGGGAGAUACUCCUACUUUGCAAUCUCUUCAUGAAGUACAGGCUGCGUCUACCAUUUGCAGCUCCCGCCGGGGCGAAGAAUAACAACUGAUUGGGGAAUACAUGAAACAAAUUGGAUGAUGCUUCAGAGAGCCUCUGUAGCCCAACAAGAAAGCAGAAAGCAUCAGUUGGAAAAGCUAAGCCUUCCAGGAGCAUCUUGCAGACAUCCCUAAUGUUCUGAUCAUGCAACCUUGAGUAAGAGCUCCCUGUGGUUUGUUGCUGCCCCCCUUACGACAGUUUGGAGUCCACAGCUGAGCAAAUGGAGGGACUGUGAGGACAUUCCUCAGCUGCUUCAGCAAAAAGUUUGGUCAGGUCAGCUUCAGGUGCCUCCAGGAGCAGCCAGUUGCCUGCUCAUGGGACAGAACUCAUCGCCUGCCCAAGCACCACUGGAAGCAGUAACACCUGGAGGAGUAGCUGGAACAGGUGGGAAGCAGUUAGGAAGGGAUGAAGGAUCUCCAAUUGGUUGUUUCUGCUGUGGUCUCUCACCACUGCUUUAACUCUGAGCCCUCUGUACACAGAGUACUGUGGAUGUGAUUUGUCUCACUUAAACUGAGGCAAGGGAAAGGUAGAUGCCAACGUCUAAAGGAGGUUUCUUUUGCACUGAAUGGAGACACACCUCCAAAGAGCUAUUUGUCUAACUUAUUGUGGAUGGCUAUCUAAGGAUGAGAUGAAUUGUCCUCUGUAUCUUUCCAUGGACGACAGAAGGAAUCUAGAAAAUUAGCCUGGCCCUUAACAGUUAGCUUUUUGAUUUGUAUUUUAGGACAGCUACCCACCAUAUGGAGAAGGUAGGACUAGAGAUGGAGGCAGAGAACAAGCACAGGCCUCAUUAUUUCUGUGAGACGAGAGGGGUGAAUACCUGGAAUGCAUUUAUCUUUUCGGUAUCUGAGCAAAUUUCCUGUAAAUUCCCAGCUCUGCAGGCACCGUGGUUGUCUGCUCAUUUCAUGCACAGCAACCAGACUGUUAGGUGAAGUUCACUGACAGAGCCGUGUGCUGGGCCUGCGGAACCCUCGCCUCUCUUUGACUCAGUGAGGAAGGACUGUAUUCCCCCUUGAUUUGUGGAUGUGAUCUCAAAAAGCAAAACUGGAACAGGAGCACAUUCCCAGAAGUGCAACAGAGCGACAGGGGCCAUUAUCACUUAGACUUGCUGAAGGGUGGCUUCUGAUCUAGUUCCAAAUGCUGUCCAUCUCGACCUGCAGAAAUUAACCUCCGCAUCUUUUGAAAUGUGUUCAAAACUACAGGCCUGGAAAGAGGCCCCGCAUUUCCCCAAAUGACAAAGUAGUGAGGUCAGCAUGAAUUCCAAGUCCCAAAGCCACAGAGCUGAAGUGCAAACUUGGAACUUGGGCUGUGGAUUGUUUCAGUGAUUCUGCUAAGUCUGACUUACAAGGUGUUGCUUUAACAUACCAACUACUUCCUUCCUUGCAUACGCAUGUCAUAAUAUACAUCAUCCGGAGUUCCUGGUCAUGUGUACAACUGCUCAGCUAUGAGCAGCCACCUUAUCGGUCUGGCUUCAGAGGCAGUGACUCUGUUGAAAAACCAGAAGCAAUGAUUAGGAGAAGACAGUAGAAACUGGAAAUGCUGUUUGAUGUAAAGUGUCCCAGCUGAGUGCAGACUGGGCCUGAGUUUGCUGAAGGGUCCGGGUCUGACUGGUUUUCCACUGGGUGUUCUCUGGUGUUUCCACAUUGCUGGCCAGCACUUGGGGUAGGAUUGGUGACCAGCACCUGGGCUUGCAGCUAUGGCUGUAAUUGACACACGUUACCUGAGUCCAAUAGAAUCAAGCAGCAGAGCCAGGUUUGAACUGGAUACUGUGACUGGACAUCAAGCUCGGAUCAGCCACCCGACAGAGAGCGUCUGGAUCUGGUUCUGUUCGUCCAUCUGAGCUGGAGGCGAAGCUGUCGGUGGAUCUGUCUGCAGCAGGCGGCUCGGGCAGCACAACGUGCAGGGCAGGAGGAACACACGCAAAGCAGACCUGUGAACUUUAAGUGGAGACGGUUGCCAAAGCCGGAAAAAUGCCUGCAAACUUGCUAGAGGUAUCUGUAUUCUUUUAUGCCAAGCUAUUUUCAUGGCUUAGGGUUGGAAAACUGCUGCAAGGAUGUCAUCGGGCGGUAUGCAGGUAGCUUCAGGCCUCCAGAGCUGCCGGGGGCUGCGAUGCUCUGUGUGGGCACUAAAGCUGCAAAGGUCGAGAAGCGGUUGCUGAGCUGUGCCCUGGAGAGUGACAAGCGAGGCACACGUGGGGAUUUGGGGCUUCUGAGAGAGCAGCAUUCUAGGAUUUUGCAAUUCUUUGAAUUGAAUGCUCUGAAUCAAUCAGCAUUAAUCAGCUCAUGCUGUGAAACCUACCAAACUUGCUCCCUCUUGGUGUAGUUACUACCUCCCUUGCUCUUGGUAGAAUCGUAGAAUCAUAGAAUGGCCCGGGUUGAAAAGGACCUCAAAGAUCAUCGAGUUUCAACCCCCCUGCUGAGUGCAGGGUCGCAAACCACUCGACCACACUGCCCAGAGCCACAUCCAGCCUUGUUCAGUUACAAGAACUGAAUAAUACAGCACUGUUUUGUGCUAUCUGCCAUUAAAGGCAUGCAGGAUUCCAAGCAAGAGAUGUGUGAUUCCUUUCCUACCAGUUACUUUGCCUUCCCUGUGUCUCUGCCCUGCUCAGCUCCCAGUGUUCCCACCUGCUCCGCGCUGCGCAGUGCACGGGCUGUUUGCAGCACACUUGGUUUGCUGGAGCUCCAUCAGAGCACCGCUCUGUGCCCACUGCACCGAGUGAUGAAUGUGUAAAUCGAAACUGCAAUUCAAGAAAAACUUUCUGCUUUACCAGACUUGUCUGCAGCAGAAAAAGGAGGCUCGCGUGGGUCAAUGCAGGAUGCCUUCUGACGUGGGAGAGCCGGUCCCAGCGCAGCCCUGGGCUGGAGCUGCAGACCCACGCUGACAGCGCGGUGAGCACAGCCUACGCAGCCACGAGGAAUUGUUCUGUCUGACACUUCCCUGAAUGGAAAACCUAAUUCAGCCAACACAGAGCUGAGACUGUGACAGGAAAUUUCCUCCCCGAUCUUUCAGGGACCGCAGAAUUCUGCUGCACUCCCAGAAAUGGCACUUCUUCUUUCUGCAAAGCUAUGGAGCCCUCCCUGAUCCUCACGGACCCAUCCUGUGACAAAUCUGUGCCAUUCACGUGGACUUUCCCCUGAGUCUUUCCAGUGCGCAUUUGGUUUUAUGCCUCAGAAAACAGAAAGUCUCCCAUCCUGGUUUCCAUCUCCCAUCCGUAACAUGGGUCUGGUGCUGCCUCCUGAGUGGGGACUGCUGUACACAGUGAGAUUUGUAGCUCAGUUUGUGAACCCUACCAGGAACCAAGCUCAGAACAACAGGAAGCUCUUCCACCCUCCCUCCUCCGCCUCCUUUUUUUCUGUUCCUCUGCUGCAGAAACUUUCUGAUGCUCAGAUCACAGGCUCUCCGGGGUUAACUGCACCAUUCGUCACUGGAAAAAAAGAAAAAAAAAGAAAGAAAGAAAAAAAAAAAGAGACCCUUAAAAGCAGAUGGUGGGUGAUGGGGAACCUGUCUGAGAGUAAGCAUCUACAACAGCAUGUCUGCUUCAUCAGAUAUUAGCAUCAAAAGCCGUCUGACAAUUUAGCAACAAACAGCAAUAUUGAUUUUCUUCCAAACUGCAGGCACAGGAAGGCAGAGAGGGAGAGCUGGCUCCUUCAUAGCACCCCCUCAUAGCUGGGCAAACAGCGAGGCAGGAGCGGGGCUGGAGGUGAUGCAGGAACACCAGGACGCUCUCACUGAACAGCAGCAUGUGCUGCAUGGAGUGACACCAGACUGGGACAGGCUGCUGCCAUCGCAUCAAACAGGAGCUGCUAGGUGGGGUGCGAAGGAGCCAGGAGGUGCAGCUUGCUUCCUUGGCUGUUUUCAGGCACAUUAAUUAAUUGCUACAACCCAGAUGAGCAGUAAUAGCUGCCUCUCCACCUGUGCUGCCCUCAGCAGCCAGCCUGACUUUUUUGACCCCGGCAAUCUGGAAGAAUUCCACCAGAGAACUGAGAUGCAACUCUUUUUCCCUUUGUUCUCUGUCCCACUAACUCCAUUUUCAUACGUUGGUGGAAAGGCUGCUCGCGGUCAGCAGCCAGGUCCUGGAAGCACUUCCCGAUGACAAAUGUUUGGUAUUUCCACUUCUGCGGAGAAGAAAGUUCUUUUCUCUGUUUUAAAUUCACCACAACUGUUGGUCUCACAUCAAUUAUGUACACUUCUCCCCUGUCUCUCACUCUGAAAUGCCAGUGGAUCUGGGAAUUUUUGCUCAGAGACGUGGAGAACUAACAGGGAUUUCUGGCACAGCCCUCAGUGAUUGCAGCUAGCAAGGCAUCAGCAAAACAGCCCAGAGACACGCAGGCACUGGGACGCACUGAAGGUCCAUCUCCUGCUCAUGAAGAGGUAUUCAGAGGGUAACUGAUAAAGCUGGAGCUCAUCAGGACAGCGCUCACGGAGGAUUGAACUCACCUGGCCCUGUCCAGCCCUGGCCAUGGACACAUCCCCAGUGCUCAGAAAGCAAGGCAGGAAAUAAAGAACAGCUCACAAGCAAACUGAGAAACGUUCCUGGCAUAAACGGGUAGGGUUCCAUUAACUUUCAAUUCUGUGCACCAGGAAGAGCUGAGCUGGAUAUCGACUCUGACCUAGUUGAAGUUCUUUACAGCAGCAUCACUGCAUUGUUAAAAUACUGUCUUAAGAGCCAAUUUUUGGUUGUUGCCUUCAUUUUUUUUUUCACCCUAGAGAAAGCCAGUGGGGUAAACUUCUAUUAAAUGAAUGUGAAAAAUUGAU
Numida meleagris (helmeted guineafowl) is the source of this 10850-nucleotide messenger RNA. It is a transcript of the gene CARD11, whose product is annotated as caspase recruitment domain family member 11. The transcript is spliced from 29 exons. The coding region runs from base 682 to 4194 and encodes 1170 amino acids. Gene Ontology annotation, biological process: positive regulation of canonical NF-kappaB signal transduction; regulation of apoptotic process. Gene Ontology annotation, molecular function: protein binding. NCBI's taxonomy places the organism in Eukaryota, Metazoa, Chordata, Aves, Galliformes, Numididae. The record is from RefSeq and is a predicted model, not a curated record.